Tetrahymena thermophila SB210 is the source of this 3465-nucleotide messenger RNA. RefSeq names its product IPT/TIG domain protein. Lineage: Eukaryota; Ciliophora; Oligohymenophorea; Hymenostomatida; Tetrahymenidae. The record is from RefSeq and is a predicted model, not a curated record. The transcript has a single exon.
AUGGGCAAAUUAUAAAUAAAAAAAGGAAAAUAUUAAAUAAAAUAAAAUGAAAAUAUAUAUUAGUAAAUAGAAAAUUUAUAUUUCUAUGUUUGUGAGAAAAAAUAAACAAUCAAUGAUUUGAUUGUUUUUGUUGAUCAAAAUGGCUCAACAAAACCUGAAUAAUUAUAAAUUCUGUAUAGUUUAACACAAAUUUAUUGCUUGAAUCCAGAUAAUACAUUACAGAUUUAGGGUUGGUCAACUUAUUUGACUGCUCAAAUUCAAGGUCUCACUGAUCAAUCAAUCGUGUAAAUAGUUACUAGUGAUAAUUAAUAAUAUGUAGCAGAUGUUGUAACAUAGAAUUACAUGCAUUUCACAACAUCAUAAAUAAGAUUACCUUCAUAGAUUCAGAUGAUAAAUGUUGAUGGCUAAAAUAUCCUCAAGACCCCAAUUAAAUUAAUUCAAAAUAAUGUAUAAGUUUCGUUAAGUUUCUUAAUAAAUACUCAUCCUGCUGACAGACAGUAUUUCUAAAUGAAGUUGAUUCAAUAAAAUUAAAAUCCUAAUUUAAUUGUAAAAAAUUUGUUUAUCAGAAUUAAAUCCAUUCAGUUUACUGAUGAAUUAACUUAAGAAGAUACUAACACAUUCAAAUACAAGAAAUUUAGCAUUAUUUAAAAUGAUGUUGAUUUUUAUGUGUGCACAAACUAAGGAAGUUUUAUAUUAUCAUUCGGUAAUUAAUAAGAUAUGAUGUUAACUCCUACAAUUUAAAUGUUAACUUAGAAUAAAAAUCCUAAAGCUGGUGACAUUUUAUAGUUUAAUAUUACUUCUUCUACUUCUAAUCUCAUUAGUAAAAAAUAAGGUUAUGCUAUGAAAGUUACAUGUCAAAACGGCUACAAAUAAGCAUUCACUGGUCGUCCUAAUGUUGAUUAAUAUUUUUCUUUAUCUUCCUAGCAAAAUGGAACAGUGUACAGCUUUAUAUUCCCAACAAUUAUGCAGAGGUUAAACCCAUAGAAGGAAACAUGCGAUAUUUCUAUUGACAUAACUAAUAUUUAAUCUAACUUAAUAAAGGAAUAUAGAGAUUAAAUGGAGAGCUCUUAUUUUAGUUCUGUAUUUUUAAAAGAGCCAAACAUUAGUGAGAAUCUUUACUUUAAAGAUAUUGGAGAAAAUAUUAAAAGUAAUACGCUAAUAUCAUUUAAAGAUGCAGUGAUUCCUGAAAGAUAGAGAAUUUAUGUAGAAACAUUCUCUCCUAGUGUUAUAUCGUCUUAUGGAAGUGAAUAAAUAAUUAUUACAGGUAAUAAUUUCUUGUUAAACGGAAGUGCUAUUGAUAAUAUAACUGUUAAGCUUUUAGGUGUAAGUUGUGAAGUUUAAAGUGUGAAUAAUACUCAAAUAGUUUGCAUUUCAGGACCUAAAACUAGAAUUGAUCCUUUGGAAAAAACUUAGGUAUUGAUUGGUAACUCUGAAGCUUUGCUGUUAAGUCAUGUUGCUUAUUCAAUUGAUCUUAAGGAAAAUACUUAGCUAGAAAAUUAUUUUGUAAAUGGGUGUAAGAUCAAUGUUCCAUAUAACUAUGUUCUUAAUGUAGAUCUUGGUAAAUUCUAAGGCGAUGAAUUAAAUUUCUUUAAUGUGAAUGUUGAUGAAUAACUUAUCUUUAGAAGUUAUAGAGACUUAAAUGUUACUUUCAAAAUGUUUUAAGGAUUGGGAUAAGUAAGCUUUGGUACUAUCGAUUAGAGAUUUAAUUCAAAUUGUAAAAUUUUUAUUAAUUAAUAAAAUGAUGUCAAGCUGAGCUCUUAUGGAAAAAACAUUGAAAAUUAUUCAUACACUUUAGUGAACAGUCUUGAAACAUAACAAAAUUUGAUUGAAGUUUAAGAAAGCUAAGUCCAACUUAAAAAAGGAAACAAAAUCAUGGUAUUGGCUACAACCUAAGAAGAAAGAAACGAAGAAUAUAUUGUUGAAUCGGUGAAAUAUAACAAAAUAUACCUUUCAACAAACAUAUAAACAAGACAUUAAAAUACAUAAGAAACCAUCAACUAGCAAAAUGGAGAUUCUUAUUUAUUCAGUGUUUAAGUUCCAAUAAUUUAAAUAGAUAGAAACAUUUAAAUUGAAGGCUUUUAACUCUAAUUCUAAGAUUUGUACGAUACUAAAGUAGUGGUGAAUUAAUUUAGUUCAAAUAAAGUUUUCAAAUCCUUUAUUAAAUUAAAUUAAGAAACCUAUAUCACAUUUACAAAUAUGACUUCUAGUGUUUUAUAAUCAAACUUUACUCAUUUAGCAUAUGACAGAGAAUACAUUAACAACUUUUUCAUUAGUGAGAAUAACUAGUGUAAAAUAACUCUCACAAGAAGUGGUAAAUUUAAUAACAAUUUUUCCUAGUGCAAUGUCUAAAUUCUUAAUAUUGACGAUAGGACUCAAGUAAAUGAAAUUUAAGAAGUGUAAAACAAUAUCUUUGCUACUACUUAAACUUGCUUAAAUGUAAGAUAUCCCUAUAAGCUCGUAAUGAAAGAUAAUGUUUGUUUGUCAGUUUAAUACUUUACUAACUUUUUUUACCUUCAUACAAUUUAAUCAGAAGGAAUAGCAUUUGUUGCUUUAGACAUUAGAUAAGCCUUGGUUCUUUAUUAAUUUGAUCCUACUUAAGAGGUUUCACAUGAAGUAUUUUCUGUCUAACCACAACAAUCAAACAAUACAAAGAUUUUGAUUGCUGCAAACAGUGUUAAAAACCAAAACAAAAAUACUCCUGCCUUAUUCAUCAAUAAUAUCCCUCUUAAUUAUUACUCAAUGUUUAAUUUUUACAACUUUGAAUUAAUAGGAUUCAAUGAAAAUAACACACCAAUCUAAUAUCAAUAUGUCGAUAAUUAGAAUAAUGCUAAUUAAAAUUUUAUAUCAAUUUGUGAAUUUUAUAAUUUCAAGUCAGAUUUUUUGAAGAAGACUGUGCUAUUUAAUGACACAAAUUCAGAUCUUCAAAAAGGAUUAGCUUUGAUAGACAAAGAUGGAAGUUUAACUGGAAAGGUCUAAUCUAUAUUAUCUUCAAAUAUUGUUAGACCUGAUUUAAAUUGCCAGAUCAAUGAAUAAAAAUUAUAAAGCUGCUCUCCUCUUAUCGGUGUCAUGUAUGUAAACCCUGACGUUGAUUACUAUUGCAAAAAUAUUUAAAAUGCAGAUUUAAAAGUCAUACCAAGCGAAACAUAAUUUAUCCCAAACAUAACAUAAACAACUCAAGUUUUUGUUACAUAAUUGUAAUAAACUUUUUCAUUUAGAUUUGUUAAAAAAUUAACAGGAGAGGAAUUUAUACCAUGCAGAUUUAAUUUAGAACAAAGAUAUUUAGCAGAUUCUAAUUUAGGCUUUAUAGCAAAAUACUCAGUAGACACAAAGAAUAUCUCUAGCAUAACUAUAUAUAAAUAUUAAUGGCAGUAUAUUAGGGAUUUCGAAAUAUUGUUACCCCUCUUUUCUUUUUCUCUGAAUAGAUCUAUUUCAUAAUAAUUAAUAUCCAAAAAACGGAAUUUUUGA